GGAACCCGAAGGGAGGGGGAAGGGAGCGGGGCUUCUCUUGGGAAAGAGAGAGAAAAGAACAAGAGGAAGGCAGCAGAAAAGUUACCUCCAUUGAUUGCAAACAGAGCCAUGGCACACAGUGCGAAACCCACCGGAUUCAUGGCUGGUGACAGCCAGCCGGGCGGCUUCCUGGUGUCCAUCAAGCAGGAGAAAGGGGAGAAGCCACGCACAGAGGAAGAGCCGGCGAAGAAGCGGGGCUGGCCCAAAGGCAAGAAGCGGAAGAAGGUCCUCCCCAAUGGGCCGAAAGCCCCCGUGACAGGUUAUGUCCGCUUCCUGAAUGAGAGGCGGGAGCAGAUCCGCACGCAGCGCCCGGACCUGCCCUUCCCCGAAAUCACCAAGAUGCUGGGAGCUGAAUGGAGCAAGCUGCAGCCAACCGAUAAGCAGCGCUACCUGGAUGAAGCUGAGCGUGAGAAGCAGCAAUACAUGAAAGAGCUGCGGGAAUAUCAGCAGUCGGAAGCUUAUAAGAUGUGCGCCGAGAAGAUGCAGGAAAAGAAGAUCAAGAAAGAGGAUGCUGGACCCGGAGGCUUGAAUACUUUACUGAAUGGAUAUAAGACCGGUGAAGGUGGCAGUGACGGCUUCUCCUCUUUCGAUGUCCCCAUUUUUACAGAGGAAUUCUUGGACCAGAACAAAGCCCGGGAGGCGGAGCUGCGGCGCCUGCGGAAGGCGAACACAGAGUUUGAGGAGCAGAACGCGCUGCUGGAGCGCCACACACAGAGCAUGAGCUGCGCCAAGGAGCGGCUGGAGCAGGAGCUGGCAGCCGAGGAAAGGCAGGCGCGGGACCUCCAGGCGCAGCUCCAGGCCGUGCGGCAGGCCCUGGCACGCAGCUUUGCCAGCCUGCCCCUCCCAGGAACUGGGGAGACCCCAACCCUUAACACCUUGGAUUUCUAUAUGGCCAAGCUCCACAGUGCUAUUGAAAGCAACCCAGUUCAACACGAGCGGCUGGUGGUCCGGGUGAAAGAGAUUCUGUCCCGCAUUGCAAGUGAACAUCUAUGAACGGAUUCAUUCUAUGCUAUCCAGACUCGCUUCUCCUCGCCUUUUAGAUUUAUUUGCCUUCAUUAUCAAUCAAUACAGAACGUGAAUUAUAUAUCAAUAGGCAGAGAUCAAUGUAUUUAUUAGCACUCUUUUCUUAAAGAAACUUUUCCUUUUCAAUUAAAAAAAUAUUCCUGUUUAAUGUAGUUACAGCUUUCUUUCUCAUCAACUUUCCUGUGCAAUGUAUGGAGGGGGAGAUCUAUAUAUACAUAUAUAUAUAUUAGCAAUUUAAUAAGAAGUAGUUCUAUUUCUUCUAUGUCUUUUCUAAAAUAAAGGGAAAAUAUAUAAAUCUCA
Molecule: messenger RNA, 1362 nt
Organism: Anolis sagrei ordinatus
Lineage: Eukaryota; Metazoa; Chordata; Lepidosauria; Squamata; Anolidae
Gene: HMG20B
Product: high mobility group 20B
Biological process (GO): regulation of gene expression
Cellular component (GO): nucleus
Source: RefSeq, a predicted model, not a curated record